Microdochium trichocladiopsis is the source of this 681-nucleotide messenger RNA. RefSeq lists its product as uncharacterized. The record is from RefSeq and is a predicted model, not a curated record. NCBI's taxonomy places the organism in Eukaryota, Fungi, Ascomycota, Sordariomycetes, Xylariales, Microdochiaceae. The transcript has a single exon. The coding region runs from base 1 to 681 and encodes 226 amino acids.
AUGAAAGCAUAUUUGCCUCUUACAUUCGCGGCUACCUGCCUUGCGGGCUUGAUCGACCUAGACGCCUUGUAUAUUUCAGGGGACAUCUACGUGACUGAAGGAACCCUUGGUUAUCCUCUGAUUCCACCGAGCACGGAAGAAGUCCAACCAAGCUCAGUCGAGUCCAGUGAAGCAUCACGGACUACACAAAGCAUUACCUCAACAUCGGACGUUCAAAAUGCUGUGCCAUCAACGUCGCCCGUCCUCACCCCCGUCACUUCGCUCAAUACUAUGACAUCUCAUGCGCCGCCAUCACUGCCGACGUCACACGUCAGCUAUCCGAUCUCACACAAUGUCACAGUGUGCUACGAGGCAUUACCCACGACGACGUGGCCUAAUAGCACCACGAUUGGUUCAUCCGACUUCUCAUAUGAUAAUGUACCUUCUGGCACAGAUUACCCAAGCGGCCUAUACUCAACAAUCGAAAACACUACUACAUACCCUGAGUAUCUCAUCACGGACCAGCCUCACGUGUCUACAACCAAUACCUAUGUAAACCCCCCCUAUGGCACGGGCAUCCUUCCUGUCACGUCUCGUCCCUCCACAGUUACGUCUAGUGCAGGAACAGUACCUGUGCCCUGGCUUUUCAGUGUACUUGUGGGCGGCUUUGGUCUCUUGUCGAGAUUUUGUGAGACUGGAUGA